AAAGAGGAGAUAAAAAGCGAAUCGGCUCCCAAUUGCCGCCAACGACGCGAACCGGCUCCUGUAGUUGAUUUCAAAGAGUCGGCUCGUAGAGCCGGUUCGUUCGUGACCGACGCAUCAUUACCAUCCGUGUCUAUGGUGAGAGCGUUGUAUCACGCUUCAGGUCGGUUCAAACUUCUUUUCACCAUCCACUCGACAGUUCUGCUUUUAAUCGUUCAUUUUCAACUCGUAGGAGCUCCCAACCGCGUACCGAAUGGGGAAAAGGAAACAAUACAUGUAGCGAUAGACCUAGGAAUUGGCUUUCCCAAGCUUGGUCCGCCCCACACCCAAAGUGGAACUCGGGUUCCUCCCUGAAAUACAGAAGCUCACUGCUGGAACAUGGACAUACACACACGGCUGUACGCUCCUCCUCCACACGCAAGAGCAGCUGAACAAUGUGAAGAAUGUACAUUUAGCACUGUUGGAUCUUAAGGAGAGCUUGAAGAUGCCAGAAGAAGAAAUGGGAGGGACAAGUUGGAACGUUGGUGAAAAUGUGGAUUGAAUGUGAUUUAGUGUCAGGUAUUCCCACUGUCAUCAUCUCCGGAUGGCAACAAGGUGGGAUUGCUGAGCUGCAUAAGCAAGGCCUCUGGCAGCCAUCCGUUGCUGCUGAGCUUCUCCAAAACAUCCUAAAACGGCAGGAUCCCAUUGGCUGUCCGUCAAGACACGGGACCAUCCUGGGCCCUAAUGGUGCCCGCUGGUCUUCAACUUUGGAUCAGCUGAUGAACAGCCCAUGUCGCUGGAAUGCUUCUUUGCCAGAAAGGACUUUUUUCUCUCACUCCCGUUUUUGGCAUCUUCAGUCUUUGGCAUCUUUAGUCUUUGCUUGGAACCUCCUCAAGAUGCAGCAGUUCUAAAUGUACAUUCUUCAACACUGGGGGGGGGGGUCUAUAAAAGGCUUGGAAGUAUCCGCUCAUCCAGGCGGCCAUUAUUCCAAGUCCUAAAGUAGUUCCUACCAACCUUUAUUGUCAGUGAGAUAGUCCAGCAGCACAAAGAAGUGCAGGAUGCCCUUUGGGAUACAUUGUAGUUGUCUCAGACACGCGUGGAUCCGUUUUCUUUUACUAACGUCGGCGGUCGGCACAUUUCUGCUGAGUACAGCGAGAGGAUGAGGAGCGAACAUGAAGCCAGGCGGCUUCCCAGAGUUUCCCAGCAGUCAGUCAGGGAGGGAAGUAGGAGCGCUGAACGGGCUGAUCACUACCAUAUGCUGCACGGCUGCCUUAAACAAUAGCAGACAGGAACAUUCAGGAGUCACUUCAAUCUAUAAAUAGCCUGAGAGGAAAAUGGGGGCCGUGCCAGGCAGCACAUCUGCAAAGUGUGUUUUUCAGUGGGAAUGUCAGGAAGAGAGGGGGCGGGGCCUGAGGAGGGAAGAAGAAUGAGCGAGAGGAAGUGAUGUGCUGGCCGAGUGUAGCCCUCGGAACGUGGAGUCACCUCCUCUCCUGUCAUGUCAUGGGGUCGUCUCCUCCCGCCUUCGACCCGCCCCUCUGCUCCGACACCGCGCCCGUGUGGACCUGCCUGUGGACGGAAUCUAGCCCUGGAAAAGACGAUCCCAGUCAUCAGCUGAAGCUCUCUGGAGGGUGUUCCUCUUCCCUUAUAUGGCCACGGAGCUGGGAAAUCAUUUGAAUUAGUCCGGAUUCUGCUGGCAUGCCCGUCUGCUUUCAGUCCUGACCGACUCGCAUCUGGUACGCUUCUACCGCCGCUCUUUUCUGGGCUGGGUUUCUUUUCCUAGCUCUGGGCUGCUUUUCCUGGUCUUGGUUGUUUGGGACAACAAAAGGAGGGCUUGUGUUUAUGUGCUGACAUUCGCCUCCGGGGUGGCUGCUCUGCCCCCCCCUCGCCCUGGAAUACACAAACACACACCUGGCAGCCAAGAACUGGAACAGGGUCGCUCUAUACUGGAGAACUCGCGUCUAUUGGGAUGGCUUUUCCUUUUCCAAGCAGCCAACACAGCGACAGGGAACGUUAAAAGACACCAGACUGCUUUCUUCCCAGAUUUCCAACAUGAAGAUGAGGACCAUGGGACGCUCGGCGCCCCUGUGACACCUUCUGAGGCUAAAGCGCUCUCCUCAUGUGGACCACCUUUACCCGGCCGGCGCUAAACAUCGGUUGCCAUGGCGACGGCAGCAUGGUAUCACCGUGACAUCAGUCGUGUGCAUGCGGAGGACCUGCUGGCACGAGCCGGGAGGGAUGGAAGCUUCCUGGUGAGAGACAGCGAAUCUGUGCCAGGAGCCUACGCUCUCUGCCUCCUAUUUCAACGCCAUGUUCAUACCUACCGCAUCCUUCCUGAUGGAGACGGCCUCCUGGCGGUGCAGCAGACCACACAAGGGGUGCAGGUCAACUGUUUCCGGACGCUGGAAGACCUGGUUUUGGGCUACCAGCACCCUCACAAAGGCUUGGUCUCCCCGUUGCUUUACCCCGUGCCUCGUGACGCCGACGCAGGGGACGAAAGCUCAGAUGAUGAGAAGACGCCACCAAGUUUAGUUCCUGUCCACACGGUGACCUUCACCACACCGCCGGCAAGUCCCGCCCCCCAGGCUUUGUUCCUGGAGAAGUUGCAGGCGCUGAACACGUCCAGCACUGCCAGUGACGUCAUCGCGCUGCUCAACGACUAUUUCUUCAGCCAGCUCCCCCUGGACGUUGAGAACGUGCGCAAAGGGGCCACCAGCCUGUGUCACCUCAGACGUACGCUGGGGGCCGCCUGCCAGGGCCUGGACAGUGAGAUGGACCAGACACUCUCAAGUCUGGAGACCCUGGCCAAAGUCUUUGACCAUCCCAGCUGCUCUUUGCCAAACAUGAGUGGUCAGAGUCCAGACUCGGAGGUCGACACCUUGUUGGGGAAGAUUUCAGCUUUGGUCAGCCUCCUUUCAUCGCUGGAAAAAAAGGUACUGAAAGCCCUGCAGGACGCAGUGACCAAUCACAAUCUAGCUGUGCAGCCGAGCCCUCCUCCUCCGGAACCAACAGCCACCAUCGGGACUUCUGCCAGGAACCACGGGCAUGGACUGCCAGUCCACACCUUCCAGGUAAAGAUGCUGCGCUACGGCAGGCAGACGGUGUCCGUGGACGUGGGUGCAGGGCUGCUGCUCUUUGACAGGAAGUCCAACUCAUGGGAUGUCGAGCGGGUCUCACACGACAGAGUCCUUCAGGUUGUCAAGUACCAGAGCUGCCGCGCCAAGGUCCGCCUGCUGGUGGACAGCCACCACAAUGCACCAUGGGACAUGAUGUUUGAGAGCACACGGAAGGGGGACGCCUUCUGCCAACUCCUCCAGCUGAUGAAAACACGACAUUCCAAACUCAGCCAACCCGACGUCGUCUCCGUCUUCGUCGGCACCUGGAAUAUGGGUGGCUCCCCUCCGCCUCGCAGCCUGCGGUCUUGGAUCAGCUGCUGCGGUUUGGGACACACCCCCGACGACUCCGUGGCCUCGCUGCCUCAUGACAUCUACGCCUUGGGCACGCAGGAAAACCCUCAGGGCGAGAGGGAGUGGGCGGAGCAUAUUAGAGCCACCCUUCGCAGCCACACCCACGUGGACUUCAAACAAGUGGCGGUGCAGUCCCUGUGGAACAUGCGCCUGGCUGUGUUCGUCAAGCCGGAGCUGGAAGGCAGCAUCGGCCGUGUGAGCACCGCCAGUGUAAAAACGGGCCUGGGCAACACUCUGGGGAACAAGGGAGCGGUGGGAGUGUCCUUCCACCUCAAUGGAACGUCCUUUGGCUUUGUCAACUGCCACCUGACCUCUGGAAGUGAGAAAGCUCUAAGGAGGAACCAGAACUUCGGUGACAUCCUCAGGCUGCUUUCACUGGGCGACAAACACCUGGGCGCCUUCGACAUCAGCCUGCGCUUCACGCACCUCUUCUGGUGCGGAGACCUCAACUACCGCCUGGACCUGGACGUGCAGGACAUCCUGAAGCACGUGUCCAAGAGGGAGUUUGAGGAGCUCAUGCGUGCGGACCAGCUGACCCGAGAGCGGCUCAAGCGGAAGGCCUUUUUGUAUUUCAAGGAAGAGAAGAUUACCUUCCCACCAACCUAUCGGUACGAGCGAGGCUCCAGGGACUGCUACCUGUGGCAAAAGUACAAAACUUCAGGGGUGCGAGUCAACGUUCCGUCAUGGUGUGACAGGAUUUUGUGGAAGUCGUACCCCGACACGCAUGUCCUCUGCACGGCAUACGGCUGCACCGACGACAUCUUCUCCAGCGACCACUCGCCUGUGUUUGCCACCUUCCACGUGGGCGUGGCGUCGCAGCCCAGCUCCAAAGCAGAUCCAUGCUCCGGCGUGGAGAGGGCCUGGAUCGAGCUGGAAGGCAUCGAGGCCAUUGUGAAGACGGCUAGCAAAGAAAGGUUCUUCAUCGACUUUUCUUCCACUUGCCUUGAAGAGAUGCGUCGCUCAAGCGAGAACGACUCUCAAAGCUGCGACGUUCCCGGCUUUGUCAAACUGGCCUGGUCCUUCAAGCAGCUGCCAAAGCUUCUUCCACUCAGGUCUGACAUGGACUUCCUGCAAGAUCAGCACCUGCUGCUGUCCGUCAAGUCGUGUGACGGCUUCGAGUCGUACGGGGAAUGCUGCGUGGCGCUGCGCUCGCUGGUGGGCGCGUCUGAGCAGUUUGAGACCUUCCUGAGCCACCGUGGGGAAGAAAUCGGCUCCAUCAGGGGACGGGUACGGCUUCACGUGCCCAAGGACAGACGGGGAACCCGCAAGAAGACCUACGAGUGGUUCCGUUUGGAGAAAGACCAAAGAGGUCCUGGCAGAGGUCACGUGACCCCCGCACCCACACGAGUCCCAAUUAACAGGUCGUUGGCGGCGCACCCCAAGGCCACGCCGAGCAGCUACACAAACCCCGCCUACUUCAUCUUCGAGGGCGUGUCAGUGGUCCGAGGAGUAGAGGAGGCUCUCCCUCUACAACGGAGGGAACCGCAGGUGAUCUGGGCCGGCAACCAGGCCCUGCAGCUGCCCAAAAUCUCAGCCCGCCGCGGCUUCAACGCCAGACCCUGUCGCCGAUCGGACUUCACGGAAAUAGAAAUUCCAGCCGUCCUUCCCAACUACGCUCCGACCAGCCAGCUCCGCACCCCUCAAGCCGACUCCUCCUACGAGCUGUUCCCUGCCAAAAAACCCUCUCCCAUACUUCCGCCCUCUGGGAGAAGCACCCCGCCCGGCCAGGAGCAGCGGUCCCUUGUGGAAAACCCUCCCCGUGACUCCGCCCUGCCGGAGAACAACCUGAGGAACUCGUACAUGAACCAGUCGGCCAUCCUGCGGCAGAAAGCCAAAAGGGAUCUUCCAGACAGGAAAACAAAAGCUCCGCCGGUUUUCCCCUUCACCCUAGCUCCUUCAGGACCCUGUGGGGUGCCCGCCCCCUGGGUGGCCGAGCAGCCGCCGCCCGGCCCCGCUGGCGACAACUCCCUGACUGCUUUGCAGAUCGCCAAGUCGCUCAGUGAGGUGGACUUCUUCCCUGCAAAGCCGAGCCCCCCAUCCUUCCUCAGCCAGAGGCCAGGCCCCGGGAACGGGCCCGCCCUGCCCCCAGAGAGGGGCCACAGUUGGGAAAAAGAGGUUUCUGUCCUCCAAGGUGCUCCUGAGACGGUCUGUGAGCUGCUCGGCGCUCUGGGUCUCCAGAAGUACUCUCUGGGACUCCGCCUCAACGGCUGGGACGACCUGGACUACUUCAGCGGCAUCACCGAAGAGGAUCUGCGUGCUGCCGGAGUAACAAACUCCUCUCACCGACGCAGGAUCUUGGAGAACCUGCCCAGGAACUGGACCUGACACGCAUGGACGGCUAGGACGUCCAUCCAGAAGCUUCUUUUCAGCACCUGCAGCAACAUUUCAGGGAUUUAGUCUGGACUUGGUGGCGUUUUCACGUGACGUUCCUGAGGUAAGCCCCCGUGGUUCUACCUUCUGUACGCCACUGGCCUCCUCUCGACCUCAGACUCCAUCCGAUUGGUUCCUUGAAGAUAAAAGUAUGAUUUUAGUGCCAGGGAAGGCAUUUGUGUGUCGUGUUCCACGUCCGUGAAGAUGAUGUGAACGUUGGCGCUCCGUGGACAUUUGAUGGACUGACUGUCCUCCUGUGUACUUUGUGCUACGCCUGAGCCUGGACCAGAGCUUCUAUUAAAUGCAUCGUCUACACAUCUUGCCAGAACAUUCUGUCAUCAGCCGCUCUCCACCGCCGCCACGUAGUCUCAGCCACGGCCGUCUUUUCCAGCAGAUAGAAGAGCUGGGCGUAGAGCAGACCAGACUCCACAGGUCCAGCCACGGCUGGUGUGUCAGGUACAGAAGAACUAGUUCCGUGUCCGUCCGCUCUGCUGUGGUUACUCAUUAAGGCUCCGACAAACAACUCUGCCUGACCCCUGACCUCCAGCUGCCUCGUCCACGAUGUCAUCCUCUGGACAGGCGCAGGGGUUUUUGGCAGCGCUUGCACGGUUUUGGUUAUCGUACGGUUUACUGACUUCAGACUUCACGGUCCUAAGUGGUGGUCUUUCAGUCGUUAUUUGGCAUUCCCACGAUGGCGUCACCACGCACUCGUGCAGACGCAUGGCCAGCAGCGCCACAUCCUGCAACGCCGCGCCUCGUCCUCCUGGACGUCACAGCACGCCUUCAGUAUGUGUGCCGUAAAUACAGACAGUAGGUGUUGAUGUUAUAUAUAUUAUACAUAUAUUGAUGUCACUCACUAACCUGACUGACUGCAGACGUACAUUUCUGCUGGCAAAUCCCAGGAAGUACGGCUGGACUCAAACCUGUGACUUCUACCUCCAUGACAAAUACACUUGUGUCCUGUUCCUUUCUGUGUGGACCAAUCUCACUCUCUCAUGCAAACUGAUUCAUUUGAUAAAAACGUGUCAUCAUGUGACUCCGCCCCCUUGAAAGAAAGCAACAUGCAGCUUUUCCAUGAUCCAGUCCUCAGGUCCUCGCCGUGCCCUGGACCGGGAAGUGAUCCUUUGACCUGCGUGACGCCGCAAGCCUCAUGGAGACCAUUGCUCCACUCCUGGUACAUUUAUGUCUUUAUGGUCAGGCGUUAUUGUCUCAUACCCGUGGCAACUUUGUAGCCAAACAAACAGACGAGCACUUCACCUUCCUUAGCAAUCCCAACUUGGCAUAAGAUUCCCAAUAUUCCAACUUUACGCUGGUAAGAUGAUAUUUGGCAUUCUCGUAUCUCACAUAAGUUCCUUCCCGUGGCUAAGUAGGCCCACUGUUAAUAAAAAGGGGGAAGAAAAUAUAAUAACUUCAUCUUUCAUCAAUCGGCUUUUCUUCCUGUCACUCACACACAUCCGUGUUAUAUUUGCUAAGUGAAUUGGGAUUGUUGGGAAUCAUAGUCAGAAUGAAAGUACAUUGUGUUGCGUUCAAGGUAGUCUCUUCUCCCACUU
This is a messenger RNA of Doryrhamphus excisus (bluestripe pipefish), 7360 nucleotides long. The record is from RefSeq and is a predicted model, not a curated record. NCBI's taxonomy places the organism in Eukaryota, Metazoa, Chordata, Actinopteri, Syngnathiformes, Syngnathidae.